UCCGGUGUAGGAGGUGAAGGUGUCAUUGCAAAACCUGCUGGGUCUUAGAAGGGGGCACUAAGCCGGAGGAAAUUGCAACGUUUGGCGUUUUUCAGCAGAAAAGAUGGCGACCGGAUGCAUGAAGGAGGUCACAGUGGUCUGCGGGUCGAAGCGGAAGUUCGUCAAAAUCGACUUCGGCAGCUUCGAAAAGACAAUGGAGGCCAUCCGGCAGAAGUGGAAGCUGUCCGAUGACUUUGAACUACAAACAGCAUCGGGUGAGAAGGGAGAGAUGUAUGACAUCGAGGAUGACGAUGACCUUGAAAGGUUCAAGGACACCACGGUCUUGAUUGUCCGGCCGUCGGCCGCGGGUGUGCCGUUCAUGACGUCAUCAGGUUCAAUGGCCUCGUCUGGUGUGCGUGCUGGAAGCGGGUUUCAACAGCCGCAUCUGCCUCCGUCAUACGAAUGCAGCAUAAUGGCUACAGCUAGAGAGGUUCCUGCGAGUGAGUCGCAGGAUUUCCAGGAAAACGCGAUUGCAAAUAUCAGAAUUCAUGGAGUGACACACUCACUCCACGAGCCUCCCCCACCGGACAGUGUUAUUGUUGAAAAUGAGGUUCGGACCCUUGCCCCGAAAUUCGAAAUCGGCAGCAUCCUCCGGAAGAUGGACAUAGUCGCUGACUGCCUGAGCAUGGCCUACUACGGGGUUGUCGCUGACGCCGGCCUCCACAAAAAAGUCCAAGACAUGCAGUUUGACGUGUUGGGCCUGAGCCACAUCAUGGACCGGACCGUCAUGCAGUACCGCACCAAGGCUGGCGAUAUCAUUGGUGAUCUGGAGUGCGGGUUUGGGUACCUCCUUGACGGGUUUGAGAAGGAGGCACUUGAGAGCUUCCAGGCCAUUUGCGUGACCAGCGAGCAGUUGAAGGAGAUGUCGGAGACUUUGAAGGAAAAGAUUCAUGAGAAGGAGGAGAAAUUUAAGGGACUUUUGGACCAUGUUACUGAGAAACAUCGCGAGACAAUGUCUGAGGCAAACGCAAAACAGGAAUCCAGCGUCACCAACAAGCAAAAGCUGAUAGAGAAAAAGUUGAAGCAAGCAGAGGAAGACACGUUUGUGUCUUUAUCCAGAUGUACCAAUUUCGAGGAGAUGGAGAGGGACGCGAGAAAAAACGACACGGCUGCAACAAAGUCCGCCAGCUCGUUCAGCCAUGGCUUCUUCAAGAUGGUGACCUUAGGAUUCUACGAAGGCGACCCGAUCGUUGCCGAGCAGCAGGACAAGCUGGCGAAUAUCGCCCGUGAGGAUCUACAGAAUGAACGGGAGGAGCUAAAACGGUACCACGAUGCGCAAAACAAGGCCCAUGAGGCGUUGAACGAGUUAACGCAGUCGCUCAAGUGUACGGAAGAUAUUGCCGAGAUGGCGCUCCGUGGGGCGGAGACUGGGAUUAAGUCCCUCCAGGCGUCGCUGCAGUCGGCCGUGGGUGUAUGGGACAACCUGCACGAAGAGUGCGAGUCCAUUAGCAACAGUGAGAGUCUGUUUGCGAAGCUUCGCGAGAGGAAGACCGAGGAAGAAAGGAAGGAGUUCUGGUCGUGCCCGACUUUCAAGAAAGGAGCCAUGAAAUUCUAUGCAAGGUGGGUCGCCCUCCAAUGUAUUUGCGACAAGUUCCACAAAGGCAUGAACCGGAUUGAGCAGAAGCUUCACUUCUGCAUCCAAGACAACCCAAGCGUCCGGGAGGCCAAGGACAAGAUUCCUCGGCUCAUUGAGCAGUUUGAUGAAAGGCAGAAGGCGGAGAAGGCACGCACUAGGGCAGAGGCGGAGGCAGAGCAUAGUGAAGAGGAGUCUGCUAACUAAAUCCACGCUCCAGUGGCCCUGCCUCCAGUUUUAUCAAAAGGGAUACGCCGUUUGUGAUCACUGGUUGACCAGGAAAAUAGAAUUGCAGUUAUACCCAAUGCCGUAGCUAUUUUUAGUGUAUGUCUACACACAGCGGCAAUGUUGUAAAUUUCUAAAAUUUCAAAUUCAAUCACAAAUUUCAAAUUUUUAACGAACGGCGUUGGUCUUUAAGGGCAAGCGGGCGGGGCCGCUCCUGAGGAGACCUGGAGCAGGAGGAGGCCGAGGUUAGGGCGGCAGCAGUCGUGUAGCGAAAUAGUGCCGAUAUUAGGCGAUUUAUUCAUCACACUACUAGUAUUAAUGUAUUGAAAUUAUGUAUUUGAAAUUAUAUUACAGUACAUAGGUUUCGGAUACUUUAUGUUAAUAUUGAUAAUUGAAACAGUCAACAGACUGCAAGAAAACGUUCCACAUGGCGUGGUGCGUUUUAGCCAAUUAACUGAUCUGGUAAAUACCAAGCCGCCAGCAACAUGUCAGCGACUCGCCUACAACCGAGCAGUUAACUAUUCCGAGCAUAAAUUUAAGGGCUGCGAGUCAAGAUGACCUCAGUCCCAUUCGUGAACUAUAUGACACAGGUUAUUUUGUCAUGCAGCACAAAAUGACGACUCCGUUCACAGAGAACGAGUUGUAGAUUAAAUAGUUAUUUUGGUAUAUGUACAUUGUAUUUGUGACAUUGCAUCGUAUUCAAGUGGAUUCACAAUGCUAUCGCAUCUUUUGGGAUUAUACAAACAUGGUUUUUUUUAAACAGUGGUUUUUCCGCCUCUCAAAAUGACAUAUGAGUGAAAAACCCUCAAUUUCAGGAUGACUUUAGAACUUUCAAACUUUCAAACUCUUUUUCUUCUCAAACCCAUGAUUUUGGAUUUACUGGUAUUCUGGCCAUAUUGUAAAUGAUUACUAGCGACUCGUGAAUAUUUUCGAAUAUAUGCUUUAUACACAUGCAUAAAGGAUACAAAGUGAAAAGAACUAGUUUAGUUUGUUUUGGAA
This is a messenger RNA of Lineus longissimus, 2836 nucleotides long. RefSeq lists its product as uncharacterized. Lineage: Eukaryota; Metazoa; Nemertea; Pilidiophora; Heteronemertea; Lineidae. The transcript has 6 exons. The record is from RefSeq and is a predicted model, not a curated record. The coding region runs from base 104 to 1819 and encodes 571 amino acids.